This is a messenger RNA of Periophthalmus magnuspinnatus, 6383 nucleotides long. It is a transcript of the gene atp2a2b, whose product is annotated as ATPase sarcoplasmic/endoplasmic reticulum Ca2+ transporting 2b. The coding region runs from base 462 to 3590 and encodes 1042 amino acids. Gene Ontology annotation, biological process: calcium ion transmembrane transport; intracellular calcium ion homeostasis. The record is from RefSeq and is a predicted model, not a curated record. The transcript has 23 exons. Gene Ontology annotation, cellular component: membrane. Gene Ontology annotation, molecular function: P-type calcium transporter activity; ATP binding; ATP hydrolysis activity. Lineage: Eukaryota; Metazoa; Chordata; Actinopteri; Gobiiformes; Gobiidae.
CGCGAGGAUCGGAGCCGCAACACGGACACUGCACUGACUGAUCCGAGGCUGCCAUAGACACAUGCCUAAAACCAGAGAAGAACCAAAAAUACUGUAGUAUACUGUAGUUGUGGAGGAAGAGGGCGUAUUUUUGCGUAUUCGAUCUGAGCUUGAAAGGUGGCGUUUGUAUAUAUUUUGUUUAUAACAGACAAGGUUAGUGAAGCAGAGCCGGCUAAUUUAACCAACACUCCGCUAGCCCGUUAGCCUGCUAGCAGCUAGCACCGGAGCCGCUCAUUUGUCCACUAGGAAGCAGCUCUGAUCGGCGUUUUAUCGGCCUUGGUCAGUAAGGGCGGCCCGUUACAAGUGUUUAGUGACCAUCGGUGCUUAUUAGGCCGAAACCCUGGAUUGACGGCACCGCAAUAAUACAGAGCCGUGACCGGUUGAGGUUGGAACCAGCACAGGGGUGUCCUCAAGUGGCCACCAUGGACAACGCUCACACAACGACAGUGGAAGAAGUUUAUGCCUUCUUCAGCGUCAACGAAAGCACAGGGCUCAGUUUGGACCAAGUUCGAAAGCAGCGGGAUCGAUUCGGGCCCAAUGAGUUGCCAGCUGAAGAAGGCAAGUCUCUUUGGGCGCUAGUCAUUGAACAGUUUGAAGAUCUGCUUGUGAGGAUCCUUUUACUUGCUGCUUGCAUAUCAUUUGUACUGGCCUGGUUUGAAGAGGGAGAGGAAACCGUUACAGCCUUUGUGGAGCCUUUUGUUAUCCUCCUUAUUCUCAUAGCCAACGCCAUCGUAGGAGUGUGGCAGGAGCGAAAUGCUGAAAAUGCCAUUGAAGCACUGAAGGAGUAUGAGCCAGAGAUGGGCAAGGUGUACCGUCAAGACAGGAAGAGUGUGCAGCGGAUUAAAGCCAGGGACAUUGUACCUGGUGAUAUUGUGGAAGUGGCAGUUGGAGAUAAAGUGCCCGCAGAUAUCAGGCUAUGCUCCAUCAAGUCGACCACACUGCGGGUGGACCAAUCCAUUCUUACAGGAGAGUCUGUGUCUGUUAUCAAACACACUGACCCAGUGCCUGACCCGCGGGCUGUCAACCAAGACAAGAAGAACAUGCUCUUUUCUGGCACCAACAUUGCGGCAGGUAAAGCUGUUGGUGUGGUAGUUGCCACAGCAGGAAACACAGAGAUUGGAAAAAUUCGAGACGAGAUGGCUUCCACAGAGCAAGAGCGCACACCCCUCCAGCAGAAGCUCGAUGAGUUUGGGCAGCAGCUGUCAAAGGUAAUUUCCAUCAUCUGCAUUGCGGUUUGGAUCAUUAAUAUUGGACAUUUCAAUGACCCUGUCCAUGGCGGCUCGUGGAUUCGUGGGGCUGUGUAUUAUUUUAAAAUUGCCGUGGCUUUGGCAGUGGCUGCUAUCCCUGAGGGCCUCCCUGCAGUCAUCACAACAUGUCUGGCUUUGGGAACUCGACGGAUGGCCAAAAAGAACGCCAUUGUCCGCAGUCUGCCCUCUGUGGAGACCCUGGGCUGUACUUCUGUGAUAUGCUCUGACAAGACUGGCACUCUCACCACCAAUCAGAUGUCUGUGUGCAGGAUGUUUAUACUUGACCAAGCGGAAGGUGAUCGCUGUGCUUUGAAAGAGUUCACUGUUACAGGAUCCACCUAUGCCCCAGAGGGAGAAGUCUUCCAUGAUGGCAAGCCUGCCAAAUGUUCUCAGUAUGAUGCUCUGGUAGAGCUGGCCUCUAUCUGUGCACUCUGUAAUGAUUCUUCAUUGGAUUACAAUGAGACCAAAGGUGUGUAUGAAAAAGUAGGAGAGGCGACAGAGACAGCUCUCACUUGUCUAGUGGAGAAAAUGAAUGUGUUUGAUACAGAUAUAAAGGGACUGUCCAAAGUGGAGCGUGCCAAUGCCUGUAACUCUGUAAUAAAGCAGCUAAUGAAAAAAGAAUUCACACUGGAAUUUUCUAGAGAUAGAAAAUCUAUGUCAGUAUACUGCACCCCAAAUAAAGCCCGCUCCUCAGUUGGCAAAAUGUUUGUAAAGGGUGCCCCUGAGGGAGUCAUUGACAGAUGCACACACGUCCGUGUUGGCAGCAACAAGGUGCCAAUGACCCCUGGUAUCAAAGACAAGCUAAUGUCAGUCAUUCGAGAGUAUGGAACUGGAAGGGACACUCUGCGUUGUCUGGCCCUGGCUACAAGGGACAACCCAAUCAGUAAGGACAGUCUGGCACUGGAAGACUCCAGUCGCUUUAUUGAGUAUGAGACUGACCUGACAUUUGUUGGGUGUGUGGGCAUGCUGGACCCUCCUCGGGCUGAAGUGGCAGCCUCUAUUAGACUUUGUCGUCUUGCAGGAAUCAGAGUGAUUAUGAUCACAGGGGACAACAAAGGCACUGCAGUGGCCAUAUGCAGACGUAUUGGCAUUUUUGGUGAAGAUGACGAUGUAUCUAGCAUGGCUUUCACAGGCCGAGAGUUUGAUGAUUUGUCCCCAGCAGCACAAAGGGAAGCUGUUGUUAAAGCCCGCUGCUUUGCUCGUGUAGAACCAUCACACAAAUCUAAGAUUGUUGAGUAUUUGCAAUCCUAUGAUGAGAUCACGGCAAUGACUGGUGAUGGUGUGAAUGACGCUCCUGCUCUGAAGAAGGCUGAGAUUGGCAUUGCCAUGGGCUCAGGCACAGCAGUAGCCAAGACUGCUUCUGAGAUGGUGCUCGCUGAUGACAAUUUUUCCACAAUUGUUGCAGCAGUGGAAGAAGGCAGAGCCAUUUACAACAACAUGAAGCAGUUUAUUAGAUACCUGAUCUCUUCAAAUGUAGGAGAAGUUGUCUGUAUUUUCCUCACUGCAGCCCUGGGUUUCCCAGAGGCUCUCAUCCCUGUCCAGCUGCUCUGGGUCAACCUUGUGACUGAUGGUCUUCCAGCGACCGCCUUGGGCUUCAAUCCACCUGACCUGGAUAUCAUGAACAAGUCUCCACGCAAUGCCCGGGAGCCUCUCAUCUCAGGAUGGCUCUUCUUUAGAUACCUGGCUAUUGGAUGCUAUGUGGGUGCAGCCACUGUUGGAGCAGCUGCCUGGUGGUUUGUAGCUGCUGAAGAUGGUCCUAGAAUCACCUUUUACCAACUGAGUCAUUUCCUCCAGUGUGGCCCUGAAAAUGAAGAGUUUGAUGGCCUUGACUGCAAGAUCUUUGAGUCCCCAUAUCCCAUGACUAUGGCCCUGUCGGUGCUGGUCACCAUUGAGAUGUGCAAUGCUCUGAACAGUGUGUCAGAAAACCAGUCUCUGCUGCGGAUGCCUCCCUGGGAGAAUGUGUGGCUGCUGGGAGCCAUCUGUCUCUCCAUGUCUCUACACUUCCUCAUCCUCUAUGUCGAACCACUGCCCAUCAUAUUUCAGAUCACCCCUCUGAAUUUGACUCAGUGGCUGAUGGUGCUGAAAAUCUCACUGCCAGUCAUUUUGCUGGAUGAGGUUCUCAAGUUUGCUGCUAGAAAUUACCUGGAGCCCGGUAAAGAGCUGGAGAAGGCGGCCAGCUCCAAAGGCUGUGCCAUGUGUGCAUGUUUGGAGGGCAUCUCCUGGCCCUUCGUAGCCAUCUGCCUCCCACUCGUCGUCUGGAUCUACAGCUCCGACACUAACAUGGCCGAUAUGUUCUGGUCCUGACUGACUUGAGCACAACCUCCAUUUUCCCUCUGCCCCACAUCACCGCCACCACUUCUCUUCUCUGCCCUCUCCCUGUCUGCGUAGCUAGUUUGUGUGGCUGUUUGUAGAUUUAGACUGUGUGCCUGCGUGUAUGAGAAGGACCAACUUUAAUUAAACAUGAUGAAUAAUAUUAAAUGUUAACAUUAAGAAGUCACCCACUGGAUAUGGGUCAGGAUUCCCACUGUAUGUGGGUAGAUGGGAGUGUUAGAAAACCGUUACUCCUAAAUUACGGACUUUGUUGCGGGGUAAAGAAUUACGAGUUAUAAUAAUGCCUUUUUUUUGUUCUUGUUAAUAAUGCCUGUAAGGCAUAACUUUUUAAAAAUAAUUUUGCUAAUUCUUAUUUUGAUUCACUACACCCUGUAUAUUAUUUUGGUUCAUUUCAUUUACAAAAAGAAAUCUAGAUAUCCGAAAUCAUUGUUCUGUAUAGAGACUGAACACUAUUUUAUGCAACUUUUUUUACCGCUUUGUAAAUUGUUUGACCAGCGUGGCUUAGAGAUACCGCCUUGAUUUGUUUUUUCUUUUUAAUGUUUACCAUUGUGUCUUCAGUGUAAACUCAGAGGUGAGUGCCAAGUGGCAGACCGCACUAGGAAAGGUUUGGGUGUGAACGAUUUGAAUGCUCUGCUUAAAAGAGAAGAAAUCUGGGAAACAAAAGCCGCAUGUCCUGUGACCAAGCAUGAACUUUGUGGUUCUUCAUUCUUAAUUUAAUUGUGUAGAUAGACCCCAUAGUAGAGUAUAAAUUGACUUGGAUGUUUUUUACUCAUGAUUUGAAUAAGCCAGUUUUUCUGCACUGGGCAGAGCACAGCUACCUCAAUACAAUACAAUUUUCUGCUCAUUUCUAAAGGCUUUGCUUUGUGGCAUUUUAUAGUAGAUAGCAUAACAUUUGAGGUGUGCCCCUUUAUUUGUGCAGAAAACGGAACAUAAUCAGUUUUCAAUUUUAAAUGAUUUUUUUUUUUUUUUUGACGUGUGAUCAUUAAUUGUAUUUUGUCCCAGACAGAACUGCAGGAGAAUUGGUUUUCUCCAUAGUGCUUGAUUCAAAGACUUACUACAUAUUUUCUCAAUGGCAAAUAAUAUAAAUCCAAAUUAUCAUGAAUUCCACCCAAAAUGUUUUUUUUUUUACUAUAAAGACAAUAUAUAAACUCAUGAACCCUUUGAAUCAAAGUGUUUUCUGUCUUCAUUUAAUGUGUGGCAUUAUAGGCUGUGUUUUGGAUCUACAUUGAAUACUUGAAUAUAAAUAAUUGACAGAUGAAUGCUUCAGUUUGGCUAAAUUAACUGACAAAAUAGGCUGCAGAUAGUUUGUUGGAUCUCAUGUACUUUUUAAGAAAACAUACUGUGUUUGCUGUUGUGUUUACAUAGAGGACUCGAGCCCAUAUAAUUAACAGCACUAACUUAAACCAGUUCUAGAAUAUUUUUGUCUGUGCAGAGCUCCUCAGAAGCAUGCUUUUUGAGCAUAGUUUGUUUGCACUGUGUGUUCUACUUUACAACUGUGUGCUUUUCCCCCAAUGCCUUCCAUUGGCUCACCUACCAAUAGAGUGAGUAUACACUGAGAUUUCACCUUUCUUCACCUAUCAAGUUGUGCCGACCAUUCAUGAAAUACUUAAUUUUUAUUUUACUUAAAUAUAUACAUAGCAAAAGAGAUUAAGUGAUUGUGGUAAAAUGUCAGUGCUGCAAUUAAAACACAAAACACCUAUUUUAACAGUUGUUUUAAUUGUGGCAGUUAUCCAUUUAUUAUGAAUGGCAUUUCAUCAUUUACAGUUUCUCACUUGCACAUCCUCACAAAGUACUCAACUCAAAAAUCAUUUGAUAUUGUACUCUAAUAUAAUGUAUGCUUUGAAUUAACAGUGUCUCUGGUUUUCAGGUUGGCUCUCAUAAACUUCACAAGCUUUAAGACGGGGGACAUUAUCCAGCUGUCCCUUUGUCUCCCCACUCCUCCAUCUCCGUGAUCAGCUGUAUGUAUACCCAUGUACAGUUAGAAAGGACACUUUGUAGUAGUAUUACCAAACACAGGGUAGUAUAAAGCCAGUACCGGCCGUAUGUACCCCGACACAACACAUGACAUUUAUACCUCUGUGUGAAAAGUAUGUACUUAUAUGUUGACAUGUUUCCAGUUGGUGUGCAGGAAGACCCUUCACACUACUUGCAUGAAGAACAUGUUUCAUCUUCCAUGGUAGCUUGCGAUGUUGACAAUUAUUGAACUCUGGGUCAAUGGUCUCUUAGAUGUACAUAGGUGUAGGUACAACUCAUGCAUGCGUUUCAGCUGUAUCUAGGCUUUGCAAUUUGUAAUUAUAAAUAUAUUGUACAAUAUCCACAGUAAGAUUUUAGAUGGUUAUAUUAAUAGACAUGGGACACAGUUUAUCUUGUAACAAUUUGGGCAAUUUGCACAAUAUAUAUAUAGAUAAAGAAGUGGCUAAUGCUGAACUUGACUGUGCUCUGUUUUCGAAGCUAAAUAGUCACAGCCUAUCAGCAACUGAUUUCACGUGAAUAAAUUAAUCCUUUACAGUCAUAAGAGUGACACUUUGAUUCAUUGGUGUCCUGCAAUACUACAUGGUUCUUUUGCCUUUACGUUUAUAUAUUAUCAUGUAUCUUUAUUAACUGCUGUAAAACUGUGAUAAAACAUGAGUGGGCCGUGGCCUGUCCAAUCACUGGCUCUGGGUCAAAGUUUAAUGUACAGUUGAUGGGAUCAUUAUUGAGGAUGAAUAAUGAUUGUAGUGCAUUACUGAGGUUGUGGAAUCAGGUAAAUAAAACAUAUUAUUUCAG